AGGGAUAUGCGCUCCGCCUCCCAGGCGUGACGCCAGGACGGAGGAGUCGGGAAACAAGUCGGAAAUUAAAAAACACAACUCCAUGUCGGACUGCUUUAAAUAGAGAGAAAUUCAUAAGGAAGCGACCAGCCUGACUCAAUUAUUCAAAGGUUCUACACUAGACCUUAACCGAGGCGCUGGUCACCACAUAUGGACUAAACCAGAGACUCAGAAAGCGAGAGGGAGAAGAGGAGAGAAUAGGUCCUUUUUCCCCCCCUAUUUUGUAUUUGCCUACGUUUGUAAAUCCUCUGGGCUGUUGUGUCCCAGAGAGGGGGGGAUCUCAGCUGGACUUGUUCCCCAAACUGCACUCCCCUCAGUGGGGUUGGUUGUGACCCAGUGCCAGGGUACAUCCCACCUCACGGCAGGCUUUCCUUUCCUGAGCAGCUGUGUCCUGCCUGCGUCCUGCCUCUAUUUCCUGUCCUUGACAGCAGCACCAUGACCUCUAUGUCCAGCCUCUUCUCCUUCACCAGUCCAGCUGUGAAGCGUCUGCUGGGGUGGAAGCAGGGGGACGAGGAGGAGAAAUGGGCUGAGAAGGCUGUUGACGCUCUGGUCAAGAAACUGAAGAAGAAGAAGGGAGCCAUGGAGGACCUGGAGAAAGCCCUCAGCAGCCCAGGACAGCCCAGUAAGUGUGUGACCAUCCCUCGGUCUCUGGACGGUCGUCUCCAGGUGUCUCACAGGAAGGGUCUCCCCCACGUUAUCUACUGCAGAGUGUGGAGGUGGCCCGACCUACAGUCUCACCACGAGCUCAAGCCUCUGGAGGUGUGUGAAUACCCCUUUGGCUCCAAGCAGAAGGAGGUCUGCAUUAACCCCUACCACUACAAGAGAGUAGAGAGCCCAGUGCUGCCUCCGGUGUUGGUGCCUCGCCACAGUGAGUUCAACCCCCAACACAGCCUCUUGGUCCAGUUCAGGAACAUGACUCACAACGAGCCCCACAUGCCCGUGAACGCCACCUUCCCAGAGUCCUUUCAGCAGCACAGCGGGGGCAGUGGCUCCUCCUUCCCAAUCUCCCCCAACUCCCCCUACCCUUCCUCCCCAGCCUCCAGCGGAGGGGUGGGCACCUACCCCAACUCGCCUGCCAGCUCCGGACCCUCCAGCCCCUUCCAGCUUCCAGGUAGAUGGUCUUCUGCCAGCCAGGGGGACAGUCUAAAGUGUAUACCGACGGUCUGCAUCAGGGUGACUGGUGAGCGCCAGUCAGUGCACCCAUCUCUGGACACUGCAUGGGGUCUGACCUCCUGUUCUGCUGAUACCCCACCCCCGGCUUACAUGCCCCCUGACGAGCAGAUGGGACAGGAGGGGUCCAUGGAGACCAGCAGCAGCGGGCCCAGGAACAUGCCUAGUGGGGAUGUGCAGCCAGUGGAGUACGAGGAACCGAGCCACUGGUGCAGUAUUGUGUACUAUGAGUUGAACAACAGAGUGGGUGAGGCCUACCAUGCUUCUUCUACCAGCGUCCUGGUGGAUGGCUUCACUGACCCCUCCAACAACAAGAACCGCUUCUGCCUGGGGUUGCUCUCCAACGUCAACCGUAACUCAACCAUAGAGAACACACGCCGCCACAUCGGUAAAGGGGUCCACCUGUACUAUGUAGGGGGUGAGGUGUAUGCAGAGUGUCUGAGUGACACCAGUAUCUUCGUUCAGAGUCGUAACUGUAACUAUCAUCACGGUUUCCACCCCACCACGGUGUGUAAGAUCCCUAGUGGCUGCAGUCUGAAGAUCUUUAACAACCAGGAAUUUGCUCAGCUACUGGCCCAGUCUGUGAACCAUGGCUUUGAGGCUGUCUACGAACUGACCAAGAUGUGCACCAUCCGAAUGAGCUUUGUAAAGGGCUGGGGAGCUGAGUAUCACCGACAAGAUGUCACCAGUACCCCCUGUUGGAUAGAAGUUCAUCUUCACGGCCCUCUGCAAUGGCUGGAUAAAGUGCUGACACAAAUGGGCUCUCCUCUCAACCCCAUCUCUUCAGUGUCCUAAUGGUUACCCCACAGACCAGACUCUCAACCCCCCCCAUCUCGUCAGUACACUAAUGGUUAACCCCCCCCCCCCAACCGACCAGACUCUCAACCUCCCAUCUCUUCAAUGUCCUUAAGGUGGCUUGCCAGGCUGGGAGAUUCUUUCACAUUUUUUCCAAACUUAUCUUUAUAAUUUUUUUUGCAAUGUUUAAUGAGCAAAAGCAGGUCUUCAAAGGCUGAACUGUUUCCGCAAUCUGACGGCAGAAGGGGUUUUGUACCCAGAGCAGCAGAAUUAUGUUGAGAAAGAGCAGAAGAUAGAUGUUAAAACCGACAGAAUAUUCAGAGUAGCGGCACAAAAUAUUGGACAAACUACUGCUCUGAGUCAUCACUACCAACCAUGUGCUUCUAUUGAGAGUAGUAGGACUUGAAAGCAUGUACCUUAAAUGUUUCUGAUUUUGCAUUAAAAAAAAUGUUUUUAUGUUUGGUAA
Molecule: messenger RNA, 2470 nt
Organism: Oncorhynchus gorbuscha (pink salmon)
Lineage: Eukaryota; Metazoa; Chordata; Actinopteri; Salmoniformes; Salmonidae
Product: mothers against decapentaplegic homolog 5
Exons: 10
Coding region: 475-2004 (509 amino acids)
Biological process (GO): cell differentiation; anatomical structure morphogenesis; BMP signaling pathway
Cellular component (GO): heteromeric SMAD protein complex
Molecular function (GO): I-SMAD binding; DNA-binding transcription factor activity, RNA polymerase II-specific; RNA polymerase II cis-regulatory region sequence-specific DNA binding
Source: RefSeq, a predicted model, not a curated record